AUGGAUGAUGGAGAGAUAAGCAUAUCGGCUUAUGACACAGCAUGGGUUGGUCUUGUUGAAGAUAUUAAUGGAAGUGGUGUUCCUCAAUUCCCGAGCACCCUUCAAUGGAUUGCAAAUAAUCAGCUUCCCGAUAAUCACCCUUCAAUGACCUUUUCAGCUUACGAUCGGAUUAUCAGCACAUUAGCUUGUGUAGUUGCAUUGAAGAAGUGGAAAAUUCAUCCUCAGCAAUCAGAAAAGGGAUUGUCAUUUCUUAAAGAAAACAUAUGUAAGCUUGAAGUUGAAAAGGCUAAGCACAUGCCAAUCGGGUUUGAAGUGGCAUUCCCUUCGCUUAUCGAUAUAGCUCGAAACUUCGGCAUAAGAGUUCCAGAUGAUUCUCCGGUCUUUCGAGAAAUCUAUGCCAGGAGAAAUCUCAAGCUCACAAGGAUACCGAAGGAGAUAUUGCACGCCGUGCCCACGACACUACUUUAUAGCUUGGAAGGAAUGCCAAAUUUGGAAUGGGAAAAGCUGCUACGAUUACAGUGCCUAGAUGGGUCCUUCUUGUUUUCUCCAGCCUCCACUGCUACUGCACUCAUGGAGACUAAAGAUGAUAAGUGCCUGAGAUAUAUAAGCAAAGCUGUUGAAAAAUUCAAUGGGGGAGCCGUUGAUAGGCUACAACGCCUUGGAAUUUCCCGGUAUUUUCGUCAGAAAUUAGAGAAUAAGUCCAAAAACUUCAGUGGCGAGUUCUGCUGGUACAUUGGACAAUCCAACCAGGCUGUUAGUGGGAUGUUUAACCUUUUUAGGGCCUCCCAGUUGUUAUUUCCAGGAAAGAAGAUACUCGAGGAUGCCAAGAACUUUUCAUCCCAAUUCCUAAGGGAAAAACAGGCUAAUGAUGAGCUGAUAGAUAAGUGGAUUAUAACUAAGGACUUACCUGGCGAGGUACAUAGAAUCGUUGCUGUUUUUUUUUGA
Ilex paraguariensis (yerba mate) is the source of this 945-nucleotide messenger RNA. The record is from the annotation of a GenBank genome assembly. Lineage: Eukaryota; Viridiplantae; Streptophyta; Magnoliopsida; Aquifoliales; Aquifoliaceae.